Sorghum bicolor (sorghum) is the source of this 1898-nucleotide messenger RNA. RefSeq lists its product as uncharacterized. The record is from RefSeq and is a predicted model, not a curated record. Bases 265 to 1650 code for a protein of 461 amino acids. Gene Ontology annotation, molecular function: phosphatidylinositol binding; metal ion binding. NCBI's taxonomy places the organism in Eukaryota, Viridiplantae, Streptophyta, Magnoliopsida, Poales, Poaceae. The transcript has 5 exons.
AGCGGAAAGCCGGUCGAUAACAUCCUCCGAAUCCCAUCUUCUGUUUUCUUCUAUUCUACUACUAUCUUCCCCCGCUGCCGUUGCCGGCGGAAGAAGCCAAUCGACGCGAUCCCCGCCUCCGACGCCAAGCCCAACCCCGCAGCCCGGAGCCGCGUCCUCUCCUCUCCAUCCCCGUACCACGAGGAGACGAUCCCAUAGGCGACGGCGCGGUCCCUCCGAUCCAAGCACGCGGUUUUGUUCCUACUAUAACCUCUAGAUGAUUCCAUGGGAACUCCAAAUGAAAUGAUGGCAUACUCUUCCCUGUCCAAAAUGGACACCGGCCAGAAGGGAGCUGCUCUGUCCAAUGUAGUUGCUGGAAACAACUAUCCGGUUCAGGAUUAUCUUUAUGAGCCAGCAUAUGAACCAGACUUCCCAGAGUAUGAUUCAAGAGAUGACCCGUUUGCUCCAACACAAGCUAGUCCAAAAGUCAAUCUGAAGACUGUUCUAGGUGGGCUGGUUUCGAUUGUCACGGGUGUAAACAAGAGUGAGGAUGACGCAUCGCAGCAGGAAGGUUUCAGCACAGACAUAUCAUUCCUUGGAUCUGACAAGAAUGGUGAUGUCAAUGUGCACCCUUCCGUCUGUGUUCCAAGUGCCCCACCACUACUUGAAGCGAAUGCUUUACAAUAUAGUGCAUACAGGGAGGUGUUGCUAGCAGAUCCACCAGAAUGGUUGCCAGAUAGCUCUGCAAAUGCGUGCCUGCAUUGCAACUUGCCUUUCACGGCUCUGACUCGUGGUAGGCACCAUUGUCGGUUCUGUGGAGGUAUAUUCUGCAAAAACUGUUCAAAGGGGAGAUGUUUGAUGCCCAUGAAAUUCAGGAUUCGUGAUCCUCAGAGAGUUUGUGAUGCUUGCUAUGAGAGGCUUGAUCCACUUCAGGGCUUAUUGAUCAACUACAAUAGUAACUGCAUGCAGCAAGCAAAACACGAUGUCAUGGACUGGACAAGCACUAGAAGCUGGUUGAACAUGCCUGUAGGUGUAUCAAUGGAGUACGAGAUAUACAAGGCUACAAACACAAUGAAGAAAUAUUGUCAGAUUGCUAGAUUAAACCCUGAGAAGUCCAUACCAUCAUCUAUUCUCAAGGGAGCGAAGGGACUUGCAAUUCUAACAGUUGCCAAGGCAGGUGCAGUUCUUACAUACAAAGUUGGCACUGGUCUUGUGGUUGCUCGCAGAUCAGAUGGAUCAUGGUCUGCUCCCUCUGCAAUUUUAUCUGUUGGCCUGGGAUGGGGAGUGCAGAUUGGAGGAGAGCUGACAGACUUUAUCAUUGUGCUUCAUGACCGUAAAGCUGUCAAGGCUUUCAGCAGUCGCAUUCAUCUUUCACUUGGGGCAGGAUUGAGUGCUGCAGCAGGACCCAUUGGCAGAGCCUUUGAGGCAGACGUUCGGGCCAGUGACAAAGGUUCUGGGAUAUGCUACACUUACAGCUGCAGCAAAGGUGCCUUUGUUGGGGUUUCACUGGAAGGGAAUGUGGUGACAACCAGAAUGGAGACCAAUCUACGCUUCUACGGAGAUGCAUACCUGACGGCAACCGAUAUCCUGUUUGGGAGGGUGGAGCGGCCCCGAGCUGCCCAGCCCUUGUACUCAGCUCUAGAUGAUCUGUUCUCCAAAAUGGUUAGGUAGGCCAUUUAGAUUGGUGUGGUACUAUGCUGCAUUGGUGGUAUGCAGUCAUGUAUAUAAACAUAAAGUAGCAGCAAAAAUUCUAACAAAAAAGGAAAUAUGGCAGGGAAAAAAUGUACAGCUUUUGUUUGAUGGUUUCAGUACUGAUGUCAGUCUACACAUGUAAAUAUUGGCAGAAUAUUUAGUACGCUGCAGUGUGCCGCUGGUGGACUCAUUCAUGCAAUGGAAGAUUGAUACAUUUAUUGGUUACA